Molecule: messenger RNA, 1987 nt
Organism: Alosa sapidissima (American shad)
Lineage: Eukaryota; Metazoa; Chordata; Actinopteri; Clupeiformes; Clupeidae
Gene: rln1
Product: relaxin 1
Exons: 2
Coding region: 1060-1578 (172 amino acids)
Cellular component (GO): extracellular region
Molecular function (GO): hormone activity
Source: RefSeq, a predicted model, not a curated record
UCAUGAUUACUCAUAGACAUUUUACUGAAUUGAACAGAGUUGAAACGGAAUACCAAAGGAGAAAGCCACAAACUGUCAGUAACAGAACUUAGACUUAACCAAAUGUAUUAAACCCAUUAGGUUAGAUUGAUCUUCUUUGACCUUAGUUGACAUCACAUCAUUAUUCCUAAUUGUAUCAAUGCCUUUUAAUGUAGCCAUUCAUUGAUUCAAUCAAAUAGAGUCAAAUAAAUCUGACCUUGCUGUUCUCUGGAGUAUUCUUCUGCUUUGAAGCUCUGACAAGAAACAUCAGCAUAAGGGUGUGUGAGUGCAGGAAGCUGAGGAUUAAUUACCUACAGUAAUAGCCUAUGUUUGACCUGAUUUGUUAAAGGUUUGUUUGUGUAAACUUGACAAAAACAGUUCAUGUUGAUGUGCUGAUGGGAUAUUCACUGCCAUUCCCCAUACAUUUUCACUGAGAGUGUUUGAUGAUCGCACUCUUCUCUUUUAAAGUGAGGGCUUGGCAAUGUUCCUCCAGCAUAAACACAAAAUAGAGCAAUGUGCCAUUGUAUGGAAACAGUAAUCUGGCAGUGAGUAAAAAAAAUCACUGUAGACCCACUCAAAAAUAAUGCUAUUCAAAACCUUUCCUAGACACAUGUUCAGUCCCCCCGCCUCACCAUCACUACCCCCACCACAAUAGCUGUGGCAGAAUACAGUAGACUAGGUUCUUCAUUAAGCCAAUUACAUUUGCCAAUUACAAUAGAAGUAGGGACAGUGUUUUUCGUUGGUCAUUUGAUCUUAAGUAGCCUAGUCUGUCAAAUAAUUCUUUGUUCAAUGACUUAUGACCGGGGCUAUGUGUGAGUGGAUGAAUAUGGAGUGACGUGAACAGGUCAGUGUCAAGAUACGAACGCCUUGACUAUUUAAAAAAAGCAUCACAUUGAAUCGGGUGUAGCCUAAGAGCCGGAGCCAAGCAGCUCCCGAAGUUCACCUCUUGCAGCCUUCCAAGAAAGAUAAACUUCUCGUUAGGCUCAGAUCUAGAGCGAAUCUUCUUUUAGGCUACCUUUGAUUCAAACAGAAACAAGAAACAUGCCCAAACGUCUUUCUGUGAUAUUUAUAGGCGCGUGCCUACUUGUGUGCGAGAGCGCUCAGAACUCAAACUCGAAAAAGGUGCUGUUGUCUAAAGACUAUGGGGUGAAGCUGUGCGGCAGAGAGUUCAUCCGAGCUGUAAUCUUCACCUGUGGCGGUUCUCGCUGGAAAAGGGCUAUGAAUCUGGAUUUACUUUUGAGAAGCGACAAUGAUCCUAUUCAGCUGGGCUCCCUCAUUGUGGCAUCAGAAAAAGCUGAGAUGUUCAACAGGCCACCAUCAACAGACCUGAUGAGAAUUGCUGAACAAACCAUGCCUCCUUUCUCUGUUUCUUUGUUCUCCUCUCUGGCAGACUUUCUCAAGUUGUUUGAUGACCAGAAGCAGACUGGUGCUGAGUCCAAUGAACAGCAACUCAGCUACAAGCUACACUUUGAUAGAAAAAAGAGGAACUUUUCUCACGGCCUUGCAGGCAUAUGUUGCAACCAGGGCUGUACAAAAAAUGAUAUUGGACGCCUUUGCUGAGAAUAUGAAAAGAUCUGAGAGGCGAGGAUGUGUUGUGAUUGAGUUAGCUUAGUCAGUGGCAUGCACAUGUAGGCAAACCGAACAAGAAAGAGUAGCCUAUAACCAGGGUUGGAGUUUAUGUGCACCUCAAAACAUCACUGGAAAUCAAGCUACUUUUGUCAACCAUUGCAUUAUUCUGAAUCAUAAUCUGUAUGUGUGUGUAUUUGUUAUGUUCAUAAAUGAGACCAACUUUUCUCUAUUUUUCCCUACGAUAAGGAGAGUGUACUAAAUUAAUUAGAUACAUUAUAAAUAUGUUAUAAGUUAUGUUUUUCAUAAUGUCUGUAAUGCACAGCAAACCAAAAACCUGAAUUAAAGAGAAUAUAAUGUAUCAAUACAAGGUUGAAAUAAUAAAGUGUUUAUAUAUUGUAAA